This is a messenger RNA of Drosophila eugracilis, 1974 nucleotides long. Its product is annotated as U3 small nucleolar RNA-associated protein 15 homolog. The record is from RefSeq and is a predicted model, not a curated record. Gene Ontology annotation, molecular function: protein binding. The coding region runs from base 139 to 1746 and encodes 535 amino acids. The transcript is spliced from 2 exons. Gene Ontology annotation, cellular component: nucleolus. Gene Ontology annotation, biological process: positive regulation of transcription by RNA polymerase I; rRNA processing. Lineage: Eukaryota; Metazoa; Arthropoda; Insecta; Diptera; Drosophilidae.
CCACGCCACCAAAUAUAUCUUGAAACCAGCCAGACUAUCAGCACUGCUGAAAUAACUGGUCACACUGAUUAUUCGUGGGUUUACUUUUGCUAAACACGUGCGCUUUUAAAAGAAAAUUAUUAGAAUUAAGAAGCCAGGAUGCAGAGCAACUUCCUCCCACUGAACACAAGACGGUUUCAGCAGCGGGCGCAAGUAGAGACCCCGGAUUCUAUCUACUGGGACCGAUUGUCGAAACCGGAAGUCCUUAAGGAGCACAACACCAUCGACUAUGUCGACUUUAGCCCCAGCGAUCCGGACAAUUUUGUGCUGACUUGUUCAGUGCGGGUGCAGAUCUACAAUCUGGUUACCAAGCUGGUGGUUAAGAAUCUCUCGCGAUUCCAGAAAACUGCCUACGGUGCCACCUUCCGACAGGAUGGGCGACUUCUGGCCGCCGGCGACGAGGAGGGCCACGUCAAACUGUUCGAUACAACCAGCCGGAAUAUCCUGCGUCUGUUCAAGGGACACAAAGCGCCAGUGCAUCGCACCUUCUUCACGGCGGACAAACUGCAGCUGGCCAGUUUUGGCGACGACAAGGCGGUUCGUAUGUGGGACGUAGCCAACGAGAAGGUGGUGCAGACCUACGAGGAUGUGCACACCGAUUAUAUUCGUGCCGGAGCCAUGCAUCCGCAUGCAGCGCACAUGUUCGUCUCGGGAGGAUACGAUGGCAAGAUAAAUCUCUACGAUACCCGUGCGGAGACGGUGGUGCAGCGCACUUUAGAUCAUGGAGCUCCGGUGGAGUCCAUGCUGUUCUUGCCCAACGGUUCCAUCUUUGUCAGCGCCGGUGGAAAUCAGGUUCGCGUUUGGGAUCUUAUCAGCGGUUGCCGGCUGCUAACCAUGAUGUCUCAACAUCAUAAAACAGUGACCUGUCUGCGGUUAGGUUCCGAUGGAAGGAGGCUGUUCUCCGGCGGGCUUGAUCGCCAUGUCAAAAUCUACGAUGUGAGCACUUACAAGACUGUGCACACAUUAACAUAUCCCAAUGCCGUAGUCAGCAUGGCUGUAGCUAGCGGGGAUCAGGCUGUUGUGGCUGGAAUGGUAGAUGGUCUGGUCUCCAUUCGUCGCAUGAUGGUGGAUAACAAACCCAGCCAUUUAAAAAAGAUACGUUCGUCUCGAGCGCGCAAGCAUUACACGGAACGAGUACGAUUAAACAAUACCCAGAAAGUGGAUCAUACCAUCAAAGACCGAGUAAAAGGACCUGGAUUGAAAGCCUAUGAUGUACAUCUGCGCCGGUUUGACCAUAAGAAAGCUUUGGACGACGUGAUGUUAGCGCAGAAAAUAGAAAACAAGCCCGAGCUCGUGGUGGCUGUCAUUUCGGACCUGUUGCAUCGACGAGCUCUGGACAAAUCUCUAACUGAUCGCCCCGACACCGUGCUCGUCAAUUUUAUCGACUUUGUGUGCACCCAUUUGGGUGAGACGCGAUUCAUGCGUCCGCUUAUGAUGGCCGCCAGCACAGUCUUGGAUGUCUUUGAGCAGCAACUGGUAGCUUGCAGUCAGCAGCUAAUGGAGGCCCUGGAACGAUUGUCAUCCGCUGUCCAGGAGGAAGUUAAACUGACUGUCGAGCUGAUGCGAUUAAAGGGAGCUAUGGACAUGCUUAUUGGUAUUUCAAUGGACAAUGGCGAGGUGACUCGUAAAUCCACCUAUGUGGAAACUAAGGUACAGAAAAUGCAGCCCUCUUCGGCGGCGGAGAAGUACAUCGUCAUGGUGGAGUGACCCAAAACCUGGCCAUUCAAUGAUCUACGCAAAUAGUUUAAGCAAAAAAUCAAUAAAAUUAGUAUAGGCUACUAGGUGAAAAAGUCAUACCUAAAACAUAAUUUUUGUUGCUACUUUAGAUUGUUUUAUAAUUAUCUUAGAACGCUGUAGGUUAAGUGUAUUUUUUUUACUUUUAAGAUAUAAAGAGAAGCAAUUUUACGUAGACAAAAUUAAAUAUGUAAAGAAAAA